This is a messenger RNA of Oryza sativa Japonica Group (Japanese rice), 1867 nucleotides long. Its product is annotated as cysteine-rich receptor-like protein kinase 10. Gene Ontology annotation, molecular function: ATP binding; protein serine/threonine kinase activity. Gene Ontology annotation, cellular component: plasma membrane. The record is from RefSeq and is a predicted model, not a curated record. Lineage: Eukaryota; Viridiplantae; Streptophyta; Magnoliopsida; Poales; Poaceae. Gene Ontology annotation, biological process: protein phosphorylation.
GCGCGCCACAUCCACAUGGUGGCACCACGGCACGGCAGGUGGAGUGGAGAGGUGAGGAGGCUGGGCUCACUUGGCAACUACUUGUCAGCUGCCGCCGUCGCCGUCGUCGUCGUCGCCAUCGCCGCCUCUUCGCUUCUUCAUCUCCCCACUCAUCCCUCCCAUUCCCACCUCCUCUCCAGUUCAGUUUGCCCCUCUGAUCGAUCUGUUCCCUAGCCAAGAAGCAUCGAUCAGCUGAGUGAGCUGGCAAGCGAGAGAUACUAGCUAGGAUGUACGACGUGGCCGGGGAGCGGUGGAGCGGCGGCUGCGGCGGGCACCACCGCCGGCUGAUGGGCGCGUCGUCGUCGUCGGCUCCGGCGCCGGCGGGGGAGGACGACGCAGGGAAAAGCGGGUCGAGCAAGGACGCGAUGAAGAUCAUGGUGUCCGUGCUGGUGGUCGUCAUCUUCUGCACGCUGCUCUACUGCGUCUACUGCUGGCGAUGGCGCAAGCGCAACGCUGUGAGGAGGGCGCAGAUGGAGAGGCUUCGGCCGAUGUCGAGCUCCGACCUGCCGCUCAUGGACCUCGCCUCCAUCCACGCCGCCACCGACAGCUUCUCCAAGGCCAACAAGCUCGGCGAGGGCGGCUUCGGCCCCGUCUACAGGGGCGUUCUCCCCGGCGGCGGCGCGGAGAUCGCGGUGAAGCGGCUGUCGGCGAGGUCGAGGCAGGGCGCGGCGGAGUUCAGGAACGAGGUGGAGCUCAUCGCCAAGCUGCAGCACCGCAACCUGGUCCGCCUCCUCGGCUGGUGCGCCGAGCGCGACGAGAAGCUCCUCGUCUACGAGUUCCUCCCCAACGGCAGCCUCGACGCCUUCCUCUUCAACGAGGGGAAGAGCGCGCAGCUGGGGUGGGCGACGAGGCACAACAUCAUCGUGGGGAUCGCGAGGGGAUUGUUGUACCUGCACGAGGACUCGUUGCUGAAGGUGGUGCACCGAGACCUCAAGGCCAGCAAUGUCCUCCUCGACGACAAGAUGAGCCCCAAGAUCUCCGACUUCGGCAUGGCCAAGAUCUUCGAGGACGAGUGUAACGAGGUCAACACCGGCCGCGUGGUCGGCACCUAUGGGUACAUGGCGCCGGAGUUCGCGCUGGAGGGCGUCUACUCGGUGAAGUCUGACGUGUUCAGCUUCGGCGUGCUGCUGCUAGAGAUCCUCAGCGGCCAGCGCAACGGCGCGCUCUACCUCGAGGAGCACCAGCAAUCCCUCAUCCAAGACGCGUGGAAGCUGUGGACGGAGGGGUUGGCGGCGGAGUUCAUGGACCCGGCGCUGGGGCGGGGGUACGCGGCGGAGGAGGCGUGGCGGUGCUACCACGUGGGGCUCCUGUGCGUGCAGGAGGACGCGGACGCGCGGCCCACCAUGUCCAACGUCCUCCUCGCCCUCAUCAGCGACCACAUGAACCUCCCCGAGCCCUCCAGGCCGCCCAUGUUCACCAGGCUCCGGAGGGCGCUCCUCCUCGCCCCGCCGCUCAUGACCACCAAGACCGACUCCACCGCCUCGCCGGUGUCCGUCAACGACGUCUCCAUCACCGUCAUCGAGCCACGAUGAGGUCGUCGUCCUCCUCGUCGCCGCCGCCGAUUAAUUGUCUGGGGCUAGCUUCUUUUUUUGUACAUAUAGUGGUAGUAGCUAAGUGUUUAGCAGUUAGGUAAGUCUUUUCCUUUUACUCCUCUGAAUGUUGUCGAUGGCUUUUCUGAAGCUCUCAAGUCUCAACCAUCACUGCAGGCAUUUAUCUGGUAGUAGGAGGAGAGUUAGUGAAGAGAUCCACGAGGAAAAUGUAAUUAAGUAUUAUCCUUCCACAAGAGGGUUAAUUAAUUAAUAAAUCAAAAGGGUUUGGGUUUGGAUCA